Molecule: messenger RNA, 563 nt
Organism: Episyrphus balteatus (marmalade hoverfly)
Lineage: Eukaryota; Metazoa; Arthropoda; Insecta; Diptera; Syrphidae
Product: heat shock factor protein-like
Exons: 1
Coding region: 153-563 (136 amino acids)
Biological process (GO): regulation of DNA-templated transcription
Molecular function (GO): DNA-binding transcription factor activity; sequence-specific DNA binding
Source: RefSeq, a predicted model, not a curated record
UUCCUGCCUUUUUGGCUAAACUUUGGAGACUCGUCGAAGAUCCUGAGACGAAUAAUUUUAUUUUUUGGAGUAAGGAUGGUCGAAGUUUCAUCAUUCAAAAUCAGGCUCAAUUUGCUCGCGAACUGCUACCGCUCAAUUAUAAGCACAACAAUAUGGCAAGCUUCAUUCAUCAACUUUAUAUGUAUGAAUUUCAUAAGAUUACUUCAAUUGACAAUGGUGGUUUGAAAUUCGAUCGCCACGACAUGGAAUUCUCACAUCCAUCCUUCAAACGUAAUUGUCCAUAUCUUCUAGAAAAUAUUAAACGAAAAAUUGCAAACACCAAAUCAAUUGACGAAAAAGCAACUGUCAAACCUGAAGCCGUAAGCAAGGUAUUGAAUGAUGUCAAGGCAAUACGCGGACGUCAGGAUUCGUUAGAUUCGAGAUUUUCUGUAAUGAAACAAGAAAACGAAGCUCUAUGGCGUGAAAUUGCAUCACUUCGACAAAAACAUGCUAAACAACAGCAAAUUUCUAACAAGCUCAUAUUCAAUUCCUUAUUUUUUGUUUGUUUGUUGAGUUUUAUUUAG